Penicillium coprophilum is the source of this 396-nucleotide messenger RNA. RefSeq lists its product as uncharacterized. The transcript has a single exon. The coding region runs from base 1 to 396 and encodes 131 amino acids. The record is from RefSeq and is a predicted model, not a curated record. Lineage: Eukaryota; Fungi; Ascomycota; Eurotiomycetes; Eurotiales; Aspergillaceae.
AUGGAAGUACGGAUGUGCUACGAUGAUGCUGCCUCGGAAACAAGCGACAGAGUCGCCGAUGCCUGGGCAAUCUACAUUCUCGAUCUCGAGAUAAUCGAGAAGAUUGGAAACUUCCUUCUCAAGCACAUGCAGGCUAGUGAUCCUGUCAAAUUUACAAUCUGGCAGACAAGCGCUUUUAACACCGCCCUGCAGAUGAAUGUUGAAAGAUCCCACGCUGCUGUCAUGCGGUUCCCACUCCCUGGGGCUAUGAUGUUCCCUGAAGAAGAAGUCCGAAGCGAGGUGGCUACCAUGCGAUUUAUUGGGGAUCAAACUACGAUUCCGCUUCCUUUUGUCGUUCACUCGGGAGGGAAACAAGAGAGUCCCUCGGAAUUGGGUUCUUUUAUCAUUAUGGAGUAG